AUGGCGUAUGACGGGACCGCCGUAAGCACUGCCUUUAGCAUCACGAGCUUUCCAGCACUUGAGAGCUGUCGACUAGACCAAGAAACGGCUUUGCAUCGAAUACGAUCAACAAUACCGGUAAAGAGAUCUUUUUUCCUUCGUCCAAAGUGUUCGGGUAGACCCAAAUACUUGCCUGCUCCUCCCUCCUUAUCAAUCCCGAGGUGUAGUUUAACACGUUGCCGUAUUACCUGCGGGGUCUUAGCUGAGAAGGAGAUUGAGGAUUUUGAUGCAUUAAUCAGUUGUCCGGAAGAUAUCUUGUACUGGUGGAGUAUGUAUAGGAGCGUCGAGCAGGGUUUUCCCUUUUCCUCACCUUAUAAAAGCAGGCCUCCACCCCUUAAAUCUCCCAUCAGAAAUUUAGAAGCGAAGCCCUGCAGAGAAUCCCCGGAGAUCAGAAGCCCUAGCCGUCGACUCUCUCUCUCUUCGCGCCGCCUCUCUCCUCCUCCUCUCUCUUCGCCGCGUCACUUCUCUCCCUCCCUCUCUCCUCGCCGCGUCCCCUUCUCUCUCUCUCGGCCGCGUCUCUCUCUCCUCGCCGUGAGCAGCCGCGAGUGGUGGUGGUGGCCGCGUGCUGUCAUAGAUCGCAGAGCCUGUUUUCUCUUACCUCCUACUCUCAGAUCCAGAUCCAGAUCUAGGCUAAGAACUAUAAGUGGAAAUGUCGACGGUAAGGAAGGAAAUGCACCUGAAACUCAUGGGACCAGAAAUGGGACACACGGAGAUGUCGGAAAGGUAGACAUGUGUGUCUUAAACCCCGUGCCCAAGAACCCCGGUAGGAAAUGGGAAGGGGCGGGUGUUUCACAUUUGAUAGAAACGUGUAGGAACAUACAGAGAUACACGCGUGUUGCUCAUGCAGGUAAAAAAAUUAGAGGUUCCAGAAUAUUCAUAUGGUUCCAUCGUUUGGUAAUUAUAGCAAACAAGACCAAGACGUCAACAACCAACUUGGUUCAUUAUGGAUCGUCCACUUGUCCACCUUUCAAAUCAACCAAUCAUUCUCUCUUUCUCUAUAUAUGUCCUCGAACAAUAACACUACUUCCCCAACCCAAAACAUAAUAUCUUUUUGAAAUAUUUCUACAG
Molecule: messenger RNA, 1107 nt
Organism: Brassica rapa (field mustard)
Lineage: Eukaryota; Viridiplantae; Streptophyta; Magnoliopsida; Brassicales; Brassicaceae
Source: RefSeq, a predicted model, not a curated record